AGUGGUAGAUUUUUAUGUAUAUCUAAUAUAGUUUAUUGGACAGGACAUUUAGUUCAUGUCGCUAUUCCAGGAGCUAGAGGGGAAUACGUUCGAUGGAAUAAUUUUUUAGGUGUAUUGCCACAUCCUCAAGGAUUAGGUCCACUUUUUACAGGCCAGUGGAAUCUUUAUGCUCAAAACCCAGAUUCCAGUAGUCAUUUAUUUGGUACCCCUCAGGGAGCAGGAACUGCCAUUCUAACACUUCUUGGGGGAUUCCAUCCACAAACGCAAAGCUUAUGGCUGACUGAUAUUGCGGACCAUCAUUUAGCUAUUUCGAUUCUUUUCCUGAUAGCUGGUCACAUGUAUAGAACCAACUUCGGGAUUGGCCACAGUAUAAAAGAGAUCUUAGAAGCACACAUUCCUCCAGGGGGUAGAUUGGGGCGUGGACAUAAGGGUCUUUAUGACACAAUCAAUAAUUCACUUCAUUUUCAAUUAGGUCUUGCUCUAGCCUCUUUAGGAGUUAUUACUUCCUUGGUAGCUCAACACAUGUACUCUUUACCUGCUUAUGCGUUUAUAGCGCAAGAUUUUACUACUCAAGCGGCGUUAUAUACUCAUCAUCAAUACAUCGCAGGAUUCAUUAUGACAGGAGCUUUUGCUCAUGGAGCUAUAUUUUUUAUUAGAGAUUACAAUCCAGAACAAAACGAGGAUAAUGUAUUGGCAAGAAUGUUAGACCACAAAGAAGCUAUAAUAUCGCAUUUAACUUGGGCCAGCCUAUUUCUGGGGUUCCAUACUUUGGGAUUUUAUGUCCAUAAUGAUGUCAUGCUUGCUUUUGGCACUCCGGAAAAACAAAUCUUGAUCGAACCCAUAUUUGCCCAAUGGAUACAAUCUGCGCAUGGUAAAACUUCAUACGGCUUCGAUGUACUGUUAUCUUCAACGAAUAGUCCGGCGUUCAAUGCGGGGCGAAGCAUAUGGUUGCCCGGUUGGUUAAAUGCUAUAAAUGAGAGUAGUAAUUCUCUAUUCUUAACAAUAGGACCCGGAGAUUUCUUAGUUCAUCAUGCUAUUGCUCUAGGUUUACAUACAACUACAUUGAUCUUAGUAAAAGGUGCUUUGGAUGCACGUGGUUCCAAGUUAAUGCCAGAUAAAAAAGAUUUUGGUUAUAGUUUUCCUUGCGAUGGUCCGGGACGAGGUGGUACUUGUGAUAUUUCGGCUUGGGACGCAUUUUAUUUGGCAGUUUUCUGGAUGUUAAAUACGAUUGGCUGGGUUACUUUUUACUGGCAUUGGAAACACAUUACACUAUGGCAGGGGAAUAUCUCACCGUUUAAUGAAUCUUCUACCUAUUUGAUGGGAUGGUUAAGAGAUUAUCUAUGGUUAAACUCUUCACAACUUAUCAAUGGAUAUAACCCCUUUGGUAUGAAUAGUUUAUCCGUCUGGGCAUGGAUGUUCUUAUUUGGACAUCUUGUUUGGGCUACUGGAUUUAUGUUCUUAAUCUCCUGGCGCGGAUAUUGGCAGGAAUUGAUUGAAACUUUAGCAUGGGCUCAUGAACGCACACCUUUGGCUAAUUUGAUUCGCUGGAGAGAUAAACCAGUGGCUCUUUCCAUUGUGCAAGCGAGAUUGGUUGGAUUAGCCCACUUUUCUGUAGGUUAUAUAUUUACUUAUGCAGCGUUCUUGAUUGCCUCUACAUCGGGCAAAUUUGGUUAAUGUAAUUUUUUUUUGUAUCCGCAUCCUUUCCUUCUAUGGAGAAGGUGGUUUA
Arachis duranensis is the source of this 1726-nucleotide messenger RNA. Its product is annotated as photosystem I P700 chlorophyll a apoprotein A2-like. Lineage: Eukaryota; Viridiplantae; Streptophyta; Magnoliopsida; Fabales; Fabaceae. Gene Ontology annotation, cellular component: thylakoid; membrane; photosystem I. The record is from RefSeq and is a predicted model, not a curated record. The annotation marks the transcript as partial. Gene Ontology annotation, biological process: photosynthesis. The transcript has a single exon.